Messenger RNA from Rhipicephalus sanguineus (brown dog tick), 1212 nucleotides. Its product is annotated as techylectin-5A. Lineage: Eukaryota; Metazoa; Arthropoda; Arachnida; Ixodida; Ixodidae. Bases 449 to 1060 code for a protein of 203 amino acids. The transcript is spliced from 6 exons. The record is from RefSeq and is a predicted model, not a curated record.
UUACACGCGUGCGCGAAAAGCUGCUUUUGCGCGUACGAAUGCGACUGCACACGCAUUUAAAAGCACGUGCGUCGGGUCAUCGCAAAGGCGUCGGGCUUCAUGACCCGAGAAGAGCUGCUCAGCGGAAAACAUCAGUUUACGCCUUCCUCUUCAAACGAGCUUGGAUACCUUUGACCAGUAGUGAAGAAUCGAUAUGAGGCGAAGAGUCAUACUUCUAUCUGUCGUCGCUGUCCUUACCAGCGCAGUGGCUCAGAGCCCUCCAUGGGCGCCGUCUAUUGCGCGAGCGGAGGAGCGAGUGCAAGAAUUGGCACAAAUUCUUGCUGAUGUCAAAAACGCCGUUCAGCCGAGGCAUUGCGCAGACCUUCUGCGCUCUGGUCAGAGCACGAGCUGAGUGUACACUAUAUUCCACAAGAGCGCGGGUCCGUCGGGGCAGCCGGUCUACUGCGACAUGGAUGCGGACGGCGGAGGGUGGACGGUGAUCCAGAGAAGGGGACAAUAUGGCAACAGGGUGUUUCACUUCUACCGAAACUGGACGGAGUACGCGAACGGCUUCGGGAAUCCUUCUGACGAAUAUUGGAUUGGUAACCACGCUCUCCACUCUCUGACUUCCAGUGACGAAGAGAUGGCCCUGCGCAUGGUGUUGAGCAACGAUGCGAAGGACAGCGUGUCGGUCGACUACGAAAGCGUCCGGAUUGCGUCGGAGGCCGACCUCUUCAAGAUUAAAGUAGGGACGCACCUGGGACCCGAAGGAUGGAAUGCCUUCACAGUGAAUGGCCAGAAUUUCUCAACGUUCGACCGAGACAACGACGCGUGGCCGCAGAACUGCGCGGUCACAUUCCGCGGCGCCUGGUGGUACAGCGCGUGCCAUUCGGCCAAUCUCAACGGCCUGAACCUAAACGGCCACCACGACAGCUACGCCGACGGCAUCGAAUGGAGUGCUCGAGGUGUGGGCGUCCCCGGCGUACAGUACUACUCCUACCCCAGCGCCAGCAUGAUGAUCAGACCAGCAAGUUUCCUCUUAGACAGGAGAAGCAGCAUAACAGAACCUGAAUCUUCGUAAUCCAAGACAUGUCACUGUGGUCUUAAAGUUCAUGUUGAGGUGCUCUUCGUAUAAACUAUUUUCCUGACGGGUCUCGGUGCCGCCAUAUUGGGCUGUUAAUCUUGACGUUUUGCUUCUUUAACAACUAAACGAACACGCAUGUAAACGGUUGG